Molecule: messenger RNA, 3764 nt
Organism: Rhinolophus ferrumequinum (greater horseshoe bat)
Lineage: Eukaryota; Metazoa; Chordata; Mammalia; Chiroptera; Rhinolophidae
Gene: YDJC
Product: YdjC chitooligosaccharide deacetylase homolog
Exons: 7
Coding region: 210-1481 (423 amino acids)
Biological process (GO): carbohydrate metabolic process
Molecular function (GO): deacetylase activity
Source: RefSeq, a predicted model, not a curated record
UUCGCGUUGCAGUAAAUCAAGCCGUGGUCUGAAGGGCGGAGCACACUGUGUGGAGAUACGGAGUCGUUGCAGGGCCACGGCCGGACCGCUAGGUGGCGAGAACAAAGGCGGAGUGCAGGCGCGUCGGGGCGGGGCCUCGGGCUGCAUUUAGGGGCCGGGCUUGGACUGUCAGUCCACUCCCCUUGGUCCAGCAGCCCGCGGAGGCAGAAAUGGCCUGGCCGCGCGUACGGCUGGUGGUCACCGCGGAUGACUUUGGUUACUGCCCGCGGCGGGAUGAGGGCAUUGUAGAGGCCUUCCUGGCUGGAGCUGUGACAAGCGUGUCCCUGCUGGUUAACGGCGCGGCGGCGGAGAGCGCGGCGGAGCUGGCCCGCAGGCACCAAAUCCCCACCGGCCUCCACGCCAACUUGUCCGAGGGCCGCCCGGUGGGUUCGGCCCGCCACGGCGCCUCAUCGUUGCUCAGCCCCGAAGGCUUCUUCCUGGGCAAGAUGGGAUUCCGGGAAGCGGUGGCGGCCGGAGAUGUGGCCUUGCCCCAGGUGCGGGAAGAGCUGGAGGCCCAGCUGGGCCGCUUCCGGGAGUUACUGGGCAGGAACCCCACUCACGUGGACGGGCAUCAGCACGUGCACGUGCUCCCAGGCGUGUGCCAGGUGUUCGCCGAGGUGCUGCAGGCCCACGGGGUGCGCUUCACACGGCUGCCGCUAGAGCGCGGAGUGGGUGGCUGCACUUGGCUGGAGGCCCCAGCGCGUGCUUUCGCCUGUUCCGUGGAGCGCGAUGCCCGGGCGGCUGUGGGCCCCUUCUCCGGCCGUGGCUUAAGGUGGACCGAUGCCUUCGUGGGCCUAAGUACCUGCGGCCGGCAUAUGUCUGCUCACCGCGUGUCAGGGGCACUGGCUCGGGCCCUGGAAGGUACACCCACUGGCCACUUCUUGACAGCCGAGCUGAUGGCCCACCCAGGCUACCCCAGUGUGCCUCCGGCUGGCGGCUGUGGUCCUCAUGACUCAGAAUGGCAACCAGAGCUUCAGCAAGCCCUCUUGGCUACAGGCAGGUCAGCCUGUGACAUCUGGGCCUGGAGCCUGCCAAGCAUUUGGUGCCCUUCACAUUUCCAUAGGACAGAUCUGAGGAGGUCCUGCAAGCUCAGAGGAGUGAAUGUAAAUUUUUCCACGAGGGAAGUCUUCUGUGGAAGUGGGAUCCUGGAUUCCCAAAUGGACCUGGUGCUGUGGAUGCCCUGUGUCUGGAGUCCACGUGGCUUGGAUGAGGAGAUGGAGAGAGCAGAUGGGGAAGCGGGUAGGGAGUUCUCCGGAGCACACGAGUCCUGCCCUACACUGGAGGUUGGAAAGGCAGAUGUCCUUCUUGUCUCACGUAAGUGCCUAUGCGCAGGCACUAAUGUCCCCAUUUUACAGAUCUACAAGUGGGAGUGGCAUAGCAGGGAUCUGAAGCUACCAGUUCAUGUAUUUGCCAUGUACUGUGUCCAGCAUGGAAUCAGGUGACAACAGAGCUCUCUCCCGGCCUAUGCAGCCUUGAGGGAUGCGCAGCUUUCUGAAGUUGGUAAAGGGGGGGGGGGUCCUCUCAUUCCUCUCUGCCCCCACCCACCCACAACCCCACCCUUGACUGGGGCUUCAGUCCCUUUUCUGGCUCUAUCUUCUAACCUUCCCUUGACCUUGACUCUUCCAGGCACUGGCCCUUUCCUCCUUUCAUGUGUGUCUGUGAACUGGAAUCACUGUUUGAUCCCUCCUGUUGCCUCACCAUCGCCUCCUCGCCUCAGUCCACUGGGGUCCGGCCACACUCCUGCAGGCUUCUGGCCGGUGCUGGUAGGGGUGGUCUUAAGGCAGCUUGUUGCCAUGGGGGCACCUCCCUUUGAGGCAGGUUCUUAGGUUCUGAUGAAGAGGCAGCUGGCUAUGUGUCUCUGAGGUUCAGGAUAGAGGUCAGGGUGGACAGGAAAGAGACUGGGGGUCUGCACAGAUGCUAGAUGAAACUGGGAGUGGCUGUCACCCAGGGAGGGAAAGAGGGAUGAGCAGAGUUGAGGGAAUAGACUAGCCCUAGGGACCAUGAACUCAUUUAAUAGUAGAGAGAAGAGGGUGGGCACGGCCAGCCUGGGAGGAUAAUCAGGAAAGCAAGGUCCAGCUCACAGGUGGAGGACAGGUGAUAAGGCAGAGGGCCACAGGCAGCACAGCGUCCAUUGGGCUGGGCUGGUGUCCUAGCCACCAAGGAGAUGGGGUAUUUCUUAUGCCAAACCUGCUGUUUGCUGGGUAGCUUAGGUAAGGGGUUCUGUUAUCCACCCAUUCAUCAGUCACAUAUGGAGCAUCUGCUCUGUGCCAGGCCAGGGCUGGGUGCUGGGACACACACAGCCCCGCCUGCAAGGAGCUCAGUCUGCUACACAAGGACAGAUGGUGUGAUCCAGGCUGCAAUGGGGUGGGGAAACGGAACACACAGCAUAGUGUGGGGCCAAAGGGGGCUCCUAACCCGGCCAGGAUGCGUCGGGGAAUACUUUCCAAAGGAUGUGACUUCCGUCCCUGGGCCUCACUCUGACCCUCUGGAGCCUGCACUGUGCCCCCAGGAGUACCCAGGCUGCAAGCAAAACCACUUCCAAUCACCCAAGCUUGGCCAUUGAUCAAGUUCUGCCUGGGACAGACUUCAGCUGAAGUCCCAACUUCAGCUCUGCUCCUCAGGUUGGUACCACUCCCCCAUGUUUCACGAGGAAAGCAAGAGGAAGCUAAUGCAGAAGGGGCAGGAAGAACUCAGACCAUCUCUGGCUUUGCCUUCCACUGGGUCAGGUGGCUGCCUUGCAGGGCGAGGCACGGCGGUGCUGCCAAGUGAAGAAAGUGAGAGCAGGGCUGAGAGCUACCAGCCUAUGGACUUUGCCCUGAGGAAGUCCUGAGGCCCUUGACAGAGGAACCUCAGGGGGCAGAGGGUGACAGAAGCCAGGUUGCAGUGGGCAUAGGGACGGAUCAAGUAGGUGCGUGUUUCGAGCUGAACAGUGAAUACAGGAGGAAGGCUAGAAAAUGAUGGCUCAGGAAGUUGAGAGGGUCGUGUGGGACUCUGGCUUUGGGGAUGGGGUAACUGGACCUGUGUCUGGGCUCCAAGAGACCAGUGGUAGAAUGCAGCAGGAGCCAGACUGUGUAAAAACACAGGCCAGGUGCCCUUGGCUGUCACUGAACCUCGGUUUCCUCCUCUAUGAAAACAGGGAUAACAGUGCCCGUGGGUUGUCCUGAGUUUCACAGAGGAUACAGUGAUGGGACGUGGCAGAGUCCUGGGCUGAUGAUCAAAGGGUCUGCUCCUUGCUUCCUGGUAAAAUGACACUCCCGGCAGUUUUCCUCCCGGAAACCUGCAGGCCUGGCAGACUGGUCAGGCUUGGUCUCCGCUCGAGUCAAGUUAUAGGCAGGGAACUUGGCUGACUGAAAAAUGAAGUGUCAGGGCCCUGGGCUGAGUCAGCACCUUAGCAGUCCACUGUCCUGGGGACUCAGACAGCUUUCUGGCUGGAACCCUUCAGGAUGUGGCCUACCCACGCCCUCAGGCACACCCUCUUUAGUUCUCUGACCUUCAUUAAGACUGCCAGUUUGCUUCUCUGCUAAAUGGGAUUAUCACUCUUUUGGGGUUGACCGCAGGACUGAAGUGAUACAUAUGAUGUCAGACAAUUAAGUUCGCAAACUGGUCCUAGAAACAGUGCUACAUGCCUCAUUGCUGAAUAUCACGAUGGUCCUCUUUAAAGUACUCUUUUUGGGAAGCUAUGCACCGACGCCAGCUCCUAGUCCACCCUUCCAAGCAAUUUUAGA